Messenger RNA from Brachypodium distachyon (stiff brome), 1402 nucleotides. RefSeq names its product KH domain-containing protein SPIN1. The coding region runs from base 209 to 1093 and encodes 294 amino acids. Gene Ontology annotation, cellular component: nucleus. The transcript is spliced from 7 exons. Gene Ontology annotation, biological process: regulation of mRNA splicing, via spliceosome. Gene Ontology annotation, molecular function: mRNA binding. The record is from RefSeq and is a predicted model, not a curated record. Lineage: Eukaryota; Viridiplantae; Streptophyta; Magnoliopsida; Poales; Poaceae.
AGGGAGGGAUCGGACGUCGUGCGCCGCGCAGGGUUUUGCCGAGAUUUUCCUAAAAAAGGGUAUCGCCACCGUACCGAGAAAAGAAAAAGAAUACGAGGCGAAGGAACACACAAACACCUCUCCUCGCCUCGCCUCUCCCUUCCUUCCUCCUCAUCUUCCUCCCGUUCGGUUCCCUAACGAUUGGUACCUGAGGCCGCCCGCCGCCGCCAUGGACGGCCUGCACGGCGCGGACGCCUACUUCUCCCCCGGGAGGGCCAUGUCGCCGCAGGUGCGGCCCCCUGCCGGGCCGCCGGACAUAGGCAGCCAGUACUUGGCGGACUUGUUGCAGGAGCACCAGAAGCUGGGGCCGUUCACGCAGGUGCUACCAAUCUGCAGCAAGCUGUUGAGCCAAGAGAUAAUGCGGGUUUCCUGCCUGCUUCGCCCGCACCAACAUGGUCUUGGGGAGUUCGAAAGGUUGCCACCGAUGGCAAGUCCAAACCAGAUGCAUCAUCCAUCGCCCCCAAUGUCUAAUUUCUGCGGAAAUGGCUUUGGCCCGUGGAAUGGGGUGCAUCCAGAGAGGGUGGGUUUUUCUCAAGGACCUGCCGGUUGGCAAGGAGCACCACAAAGCCCCUCUUCUUACAUUGUUAAGAAGAUCUUGCGGUUGGAAAUACCAACAGAUACUUACCCUAAUUUCAAUUUUAUUGGCCGUCUUCUUGGGCCAAGAGGAAACUCGUUGAAAAGGAUUGAAGCCUCUACAGGCUGUCGAGUUUUCAUCAGAGGGAAGGGCUCAAUUAAAGAUCCUGGGAAGGAGGAGCAACUCAAAGGACGACCUGGUUAUGAACACUUGGAUGAUCCCCUGCAUAUCUUGAUUGAAGCUGAGUUACCUGCUAAUGUCAUUGAUGCACGACUUGCAAAAGCACAAGAGAUCUUAGAAGAAUUGUUGAAACCAGUGGAUGAAUCACAAGACUACUACAAGAGACAGCAACUCCGGGAACUUGCCCUGUUGAACUCUCCACUUCGAGAGGAAAGCCCGCAUCCAAGCCCACAUCCUAGUCCGCAUCCAGGCAGUGCUUCUCCCUUCAGCAACGGUGGAAUGAAACGGACCAAACAAUGACUGCAGAGGCUUGUUCCUCCCCAACUUGACCCCUCCAGAAACUCCUCUCAAUCGACGCCCUCACAACAUAAUUUUUCAUGAGCAAGCUUUCAUGAUGGUGUUGGCUUCGUGUGAAUGCGAUACCUGUUACUACUAGAAUUUUGAUCUCCCGUGUGACAUUAGCUUAUGACUGACUGAGAAUGAUCCAUGAGUAGUGAAUCCUCCUCUUUAUAAUUAGAACAUUUGAUUUAUUUGUUGCUGGUAAUACUGAGAUAUGGUAUGUGUGCAAAUUCUAAGUUUCUAUGGGCUAUAGUACCGGGAUUUCUCUGA